This is a messenger RNA of Morus notabilis, 906 nucleotides long. RefSeq names its product mitochondrial import inner membrane translocase subunit PAM16 like 2. The coding region runs from base 244 to 594 and encodes 116 amino acids. Lineage: Eukaryota; Viridiplantae; Streptophyta; Magnoliopsida; Rosales; Moraceae. The transcript has 4 exons. Gene Ontology annotation, cellular component: TIM23 mitochondrial import inner membrane translocase complex. The record is from RefSeq and is a predicted model, not a curated record. Gene Ontology annotation, biological process: protein import into mitochondrial matrix.
UUAAAAAAAAAAAAAAAUCACAUUGUUCAAUUAAUUUUAAAAAAUAAUAUAGGGGGCGGUUUUGUCUUCUUGGUUGUUUCUAUUGAUUCAAAAGCAGAUAUCAUUUCCCCAAAAGCAAAAGAAACAUCUGAUUUCGAAAUUUAUCGAGGAAAAUUCUAAAUUUUCCGAGGAAUUUUUUCUUACGAGAGAGAAAAAAAACCCUAAUCUCGUUCGGGAAACAAAGAGCUGUUUUGCCGUUCAGCUAUGGCUGCGAAGAUUCUUGCAAAUUUAAUUGUCAUGGGUUCUAGCGUAUUAGCUAGGGCUUUUGUUCAAGCAUACCGUCAAGCCCUUGCCAAUGCCAACAAAACCGGCGUUGCUCAAGAAACAUUACAAAAUGCAAUUCGCAGAGGAAGCAAGGUCAUGACAGAGCAAGAAGCUAGACAGAUUCUUGGCCUGACGGAGGAAACUGCUUGGGAGGAUGUUCUAAAGAAAUACGACGCUUUAUUUGAGAGGAAUUCUACGAAUGGUAGCUUUUACCUUCAAUCAAAGGUUCACAGGGCCAAAGAAUGUUUAGAGGCUGCGUACCGGGAUAAAGGUCAGACUACGCCUAGUUGAGAACCAUAUGAAGGCUUAAUUAGCAAUUUCUGUCUCUUGCCUUGUUCAAUCAGUAUGUCAUCAUCUUGGUGCCUCGGAGAUGGAUUUUGUCAAACAGUUUUGUUCUUCUAACACCCACCCCUUUUCUAGUCCAAGUUAAAAAGUUUGUUGAAAAAAAAAGCGUUCUAUGUUUUACCAAAUCAGUAGUUAGAAACUGAGCUCAAAUAUUUAUUUGUACAGGUAAUGCUACUUAAUAAUGGCAUUGGAUUUGAUUACCAAAGUGCAUUGUUUAUUUAUUUAUUUAUUUCUUAAUCUUUAACGGAUGUUGGGAAA